GCGUGCUGUUGUGCAGGCGUAAAUGGUGAUGAUAUUAAAUAUCGCGCAAGCUCCAAGAUGCGGUGGAUGGAGGUGAUGCGGUAGCCGUGGUAAGGAAGCUUGGGCGACCAGGUGCUGGCCAGUCGUACGGGAGGGCGCCCAGAAACCCAAAGUACGACGCGACCCAAGGAGGGAAAAAAAAGCACUUGCUCUCUCAAUGGAUUGGGGAAAAUACGGUCAAGUGCGAGUGACUUGGGUUUUGCAGUGAUGCGCAGCAGAAGGGAGGUACUCACUGUUGUGAAGGAGUUAUGUGUUUGUGUGUGUAUUGCGAGUUGUGAGCGCCGCCGAUUUGUAUGGGAGGAUGGUUUGGCUGGGAGAUUUUGUAUGGGAGGCAGAAGAGAGAGAGGCGGAGGAAAACUGUAUGGGGGGAGGACCAGACUGCCCUUUUUACUAUGGGCCGGCUGAUUGAGGGGCUACCAGUGCUUGCACCUGCCUCGCUCUUUUGGCACGUACCCUCUCUGUGCCAUAACAAAAAAAAUGGUCCAGCCUCCGGGGCUCCUGCACCAAAAAAGUGGCCGGCUGAUUGGAUUGUAUGUGAUUUGGGAAGCGACAGCAACACCCACACAGCAGCGCAAGGUACAGUAACAUGGGCUUAUUGUACCACGCCACGCUGUGGGCUGCUACUGUGUACUUACCCGUCUCCCCCCUUCCCAAAAAGACCAGCCCCAGGUUUCCGCCCGGCCAACAUCAACUCCUUUCUGCCCACCCUAUGGAGGAACUCCCAUUUUCCCUUUCAAACCUCGCCCUCCUCCACCCUCUUAACUCGCAGCAGUCUCUUUCACCAGGUGGAAUACCUCUUAGCGGGCCUGGCUUAUGGCAAGCAAUUUCCUAUGAAGCCGACACGCGCAACCAGAUAUCAAAUCCUUUUUAUCUCUUCCAAAAGCAAGCUCAAGCUCGUCACUCGAGGAUCGAGGACCAUAUCUUCUCGCUCCCUGCCUAAUAAUAGCAGCCUGGCCAAGCACCUGUUAUGCUACUUCGUCCAGACACGCUUCCUACACAGUAGCCCCGUCUCGAGUUUGGAGACUCCGUGACCGGAAAUGUACUUCAUUUAUGCACAGCUACUAUGUACUUCCCUGCUCCUUUCGCUCGUACCGAUACAUCCACCAGAUGUACCACGCCACCCACUGCAGUCCCAUCUACCUUGGUAGUUCGUACUUGCACCCUUUCACACAUUUUACUCGGUACCUACCUACCGUACCUCCUAGGGGAGGGAGGUUGGAUCAGAGUGGGAUCCCCAUCAUUCUCUAGUUCCUCUCUGAGACCAGACCAUUCCUUUCUCCUCAAAUCCUUUCCCUUUCACGGUCAGAUUUGCAGAUGCGAGCUACCUCCAUACUCAUUUCCAGUCAUGGCUGGAUCUGUGUCUAAUUAGUGUUUUUUUUUCCGGCUUAAGAG
Molecule: messenger RNA, 1431 nt
Organism: Phialemonium atrogriseum
Lineage: Eukaryota; Fungi; Ascomycota; Sordariomycetes; Cephalothecales; Cephalothecaceae
Exons: 1
Coding region: 333-1070 (245 amino acids)
Source: RefSeq, a predicted model, not a curated record